This is a messenger RNA of Phycomyces blakesleeanus NRRL 1555(-), 831 nucleotides long. RefSeq lists its product as hypothetical. The transcript is spliced from 7 exons. The record is from RefSeq and is a predicted model, not a curated record. NCBI's taxonomy places the organism in Eukaryota, Fungi, Mucoromycota, Mucoromycetes, Mucorales, Phycomycetaceae. The coding region runs from base 1 to 831 and encodes 276 amino acids.
AUGAACUCCAACAACACCAACCUCAUCAUCAACGACAUUGAAAAUCCCAAGGUUUCGGAAACAUUCAUCAAUAAAGCUUCUGACAGCAUCAACAGCCCCAAGUACUUUGUCGAGACACUAUACCUAGCAUGCGAUCAUCAUGGCUCGCCAAGAAAACACAAGGAAGAGGCUGGUGACAAGCCAAAGGCAAAGAGAAUCCACACAGAUUCUACCAAGGAUGGCUGCAAGACCAAGAUUAUAAAUACUUUGUGUGAUGGACAGAAGGUGCAAGACGAGAUUUGGUCAAGGCGGCCAAACGAUGUUAAGCAAUGGGUUGUCUUGCAUGUUGAUAACAGCAUGGAUUGGAAGACUAUCAAUACGCUUCUUCGUAUUCACCCCCAACGCUUAGAAGAAUUACUUGAAGCUGGUUUUACCAUUUCCAGCUUCCCGACGUCCCUACGCAUCAACUACAAUGAUGUACAGAAUGUCAUUAACGCUCAUUCGAACAAGCUUUCCGGGCGGGAUGCGGUUGACAAGACCAGUGUGGAGGAAUGGAUGUCAUUCUUGAAAAAUGAAAAAUGCUGUAUUGUCCAUAUGAAGUUCCAUGAAGGCAACGGCGCAUACCUGCUCUCCUGGGCCUCUCCUUGGCAGAAGAAGCAUAUGCUUGGGACUGCCGAUGAGUGGUAUAUUGGCUCCACCAGCAUUACGAAUAAGGGUGUCCCAGUUUGCUUCUUCAUUACUGAUGCUGACUCAAUUGAGAUGGGUGUCCUGGAGAAUGUCGUUUGGCAGAGUGUCCAGAUCCUAAGCGAUUGUUUGACUUCUUUGGAAGAAACAGAUAUUGCUUCCCAGUAG